CUGCGCAUGACACAUCUCGAGAAUCAGUUGUUUAGCAGCAGCGGCAGCGGAUGCUACAGAUUCGGCUUCGGUUCGAGCCUGAAACCGAGAUUUAUUACUGCAGUCGGCGUUUAUGUGACAAACAAAAGGUGACUUUGUCUUUGUAUGGAAUGACAACCUCGCAGAGAUAUAUUGACUCCAAGCCAGCGGCUCGGUUUGCUGACAUGGAGUGGCAGACACCAGCUGUGUCAGAGAAGUUCCAAAGUCGCUUUGGCCGCCGGCCGGGAACAUCGGACAGUGGGGACACUGGCCUUGGCACCUCAGCAUCUGACAGCGCAGAAGAUUUCUGCAGCUCCAGCAGCAGCCCGUCUUUCCAGCCCAUCCGCAGUCAGAUACCCAUACCCACUGCACAUGUCAUGCCAUCCACGGCCGGUUCCCCGGCCUCCAAGCCCCAGCCGUGCGUCCAGGAGGACUCCCUGUCCUCAGCUGUGGGUCACAGGUCUUCCUCUGGCUCAAGAACCCCAAGCGGCUCCACGUCAAAGUCUUCCUCUCUAUCUAAAUCGGCAUCUUCCCCCAACUUGGAUGCUCAGGCCGGCGUGGGGAGCGAUCCUGCGGGAGCCAAGCCAGACUGCCUGAGCCGCUACCGCAGCCUCGUCAAUGGGCUGGACCACUCGCUUUUCCCUACAGAUCACACACGGAUGGAGGAUGGCCAGAGGUUUGACACCCCUGCGGUGGAGCCCACACUAAAUCAGUCAGCCCUGUUGGGGGGGCUAUGCCCUGAUGUCAGACUCCGGUUACAGACGACCGGGAUUAGAGACAUCCCAGACUGUGUGUCUGAGGCCUACAGAGCGAGUAUGGAGCACAGCUAUAAGGUUCUGCCUGAAGCCAGGCCCGGCAUUCCUGGCACAUCCGAAGCCUCUAAUCAGAGGGGAGGUCAGCCUGGCGCAGUCGGAUCUGCUGGAGUUUACGGGAGCCCUCUCAGCCUGCAGACGCAGGCUCUGCUGAGGGAGCAUGCAGGCUCCAAGGGUUAUGAGCCACUGCGGCAGGACAGAUGUAGUGAACUUUCCAGCUGGCAGCAACAACAGCAAAAUAAGCAGCAACUGGACAGUUUACGCCUGCAACUGGAACAAAUGCAGUUAAUGAGUGGAGGAAUGGGGCAGUACUCAUCUCUAUACUCGACACCCGUUCACUCAGACUCUGGCAAGUGGGACGCUCUGGUCAAAGCCAGCGAGAGUCUGCUAAAGGAGAAGGAGCUCAUCAUUGAGAGACAAAAGCAGCAUAUGACACAGCUGGAGCAGCGUCUGAGGGAAAGUGAGCUGCAGGUUCACGGAGCCCUCCUGGGCCGAGGGGCGUCUUACGGGGACAUGUGCAUGCUGCGUCUCCAGGAGGCUCAGAGGGAGAACGCGUUCCUGAGGGCACAGUUCACCGAGCGCACCGACUGUGCUGCCCUGGAGAAGGCGGAGGCGGAGCACAGGCUGGGAGCCGUCGAGGCCGAGACGCGCCGACUGACUGAUAGUCUGAAGGAAACGUGCGAGAGACACGCAGAGGAGAUGAAGAAACAGGAAGAGAGGAUUCGCAGUCGGGACAAGCACAUCAACAACCUGAAGAAGAAGUGUCAGAAGGAGGCAGAGCUGAAGAGGGAGAACCAGCAGCGCAUCGAGACUCUGGAGCGCUAUCUAGCCGACCUGCCGACCCUGGAGGACUACCAGAACCAGAACAAGCAGCUCCUGGAGGCGGAACAGCAGACGGCUCGGCUAGAAGAGAAAGUGAGAGAGCUGGAGGCCUGUCUGGAGACGACGCACUCGCAACUACGGGAAAAAGACACGCAGCUGGAGGAGCAGAAACGCAGGGAGAGAGACCUGCUGACCACCAUCACUGAUAUGCAGCAGCGGGUGCAGCAGGGCCUCGAGGACGGAGCCAGGCUUCCUUCACUGGAUGUAGAGAAGCUGAGAGGAGAGAACAACUCUCUGAGAGAGGAACAGCAGAGGCUCAAAAAGGUUAUUGAGAAGCAACAUCGAAUGAUGGAACAGCUUGGCUCCCAGAUCCAGACUUUGGAGGAGCAGAUAUCUCAGGAAGAGAGCAGCUCUCAGGCUCUUAGGGAGGAGGUGUUGGCCAAAGAGCAGAAUGUGUUGGAACUCCACACAGCCAUGAAGGAGCUGUCGGCACAGAACCAGGACCUGAUGGAGCAGAAUCUCACGCUGCAGGAGCAGAUGAACGAUCCAGAGCGGAGGAGCUCCAACCAGGCCUCCUCCGUCCUGCAGCCGGCCGGGGCUCGGCUCACGCAAAGACUUCAUCUGGAGAUCGCUUCCUGCCUCAGCGACCUGCGCUCCCUGUGCAGCAUUCUGACCCAGCGAGCCCAGGGACAAGAUCCCAACCUGUCCCUGCUGCUCGGCCUCACUUCGCCUCCGACGGUUACGGAGCAGGACGAGGACUGGAUGAAUCCUGAGGUGCUGCAGAAGAAGCUGGUCGAAGCGCAGCAGCUCCGCCGCGACGUCGAGGAGCUACGCAACGUCAUACUGGACCGCUAUGCACAGGACAUGGGAGAGAACUGCAUAACUCAAUAACCUUGACAUCCAGGCGAUGGAGGCGAAUCUCAGCAGUCCCCCCUUCACCUCCGAGACAUCGACCAGGCUCCUCUUUCACGCCUAGUUACUGAACGUCAGAAAGAGGACUUGAUUUUCAUUCUCUUUGAAAUGAGGACAGAGGAAAGCCCAAAUGGUUUAGGUCCUACUUCUCUCGACUGACUGAACGUUGAGUCUCAAGCCUGUAGCUCAGACCCCACCCACCCCCCCGGUGAGUUCAUCUAUUUCAGUCCAAGGGCUAACAGAAAAUAACUUACCUCUAAUACUUGAUCCUUGAGCAUUGCGCUUGUGUGUUUUUAAUAAUAAUAAUGAUGCUGUCAGUUACCAAACAGUCUUAUACUUUUAGUUCCACUCUUGUGGCUAACUCUGUGUAGAAGUCCCACAGUUGUAAUUUAUUGAAAUCUUAAUUUCCUCCUUUAGGGAAAUUAUCCAAGAAGUGGUUGACAAUCAACUGAAAUUAUUUUAACCUGUGCUUUUAACUGAGUUCGCAAGGAAAUGUUACUACUGCGCCAUUAUUUAAAAUGGUGAACACUGUAAUGUUAGACUCUGCUGCGAGGUAUGAGACGUAUCAACUGAAGGGUUCAAAACCAAAUCAGCCUCUCGCACCAACAGGCCUACCAACCGUUUUAAUACCAAAGAAACUCCAGUCGAAAGCAGUUGUGCAAAGUCUGCGAUUGUUUGCGAGCGCUCCUCUCUGCUGCAGGGCCUUCCUCCGAGUGAACACCGACAUGUGCCUUUCUGUCACGUUUGCAACUACAAUGCUAAUAAUUCAGUUUCAGACCAACCACAAAGGGCUGUUUGCAGCUGACUCUUCCAGUACGUCCUUUUUUUCUCUGUGAAUCAACCAGUAGAAUAGUCCAUACAUUCCCUGACACUGAAUGUAGUAGAAGACUUUGGCCCCGUCACUUUUUUUUUCUUUUCCUCGGUAGACGAUUGAAGUCGAAUAAAAACUCGUAAAUCUGGGUGCUCUGUGUAGAAUUAGACGAGUAACGUCGCCGCAUACUGUACAUUUCAGGUUGAUAAUGGCCGACUAGCAUUCGACAGAGUGUUGAACUGUUUGAUGAAUACGUGACUGAGUAUUACAGUAUUAAUCUUCAGUAUUAUUUAUUGUUUUGUUUGCUUUGACAACUCAGUGUGAAAGCGUUCUGGGUCCUUCCUGUUGUGUUGCUGUAAUAAUGUGCUAACUUUGCAUCCGCAGUGUGUAAAGGUCCCAUGAAGUGUUCUUAAAGAUUGUAACUCUCGUCUGUGGUUUGAUGUGUCCCAUUAUAAAUAGGACGUUGGAGCAGGGCAGACUUUCUUCAGGUGUUUAGAGGGGUUGGCUGGAUCACCCCCCCGAAAUCACAUUGUUCUCGUUUUAUAUUUGCCCUAAGUGCUGGAUAAGCCAUUUCAAAGAGACUUGACAGGAUAAAGAGGGAUUUUAACGUGAAAAAUAUGCAACAAAAUCACACGAGCCAGGGACACACAAGCCAUUUUUUAUUUCAUUUCAUGGGACCUUUAAACUUCAGUAGCACAAGGUUUAACUUUAGAAAGUCAGGCUCCGCAUGCCUUAACAUCUCAAAUGUUUUUGCAAAAGGGAAAAAAGACGUUUAUAUUUUCAUACUUUUGUCCUUGUUUGUAUUUGCGUAUUUUAGAAAUAAAGAUUUUCAACAUUUGGUUUUAA
Messenger RNA from Mugil cephalus (flathead mullet), 4221 nucleotides. RefSeq names its product centrosomal protein 85 (gene cep85). The record is from RefSeq and is a predicted model, not a curated record. Gene Ontology annotation, cellular component: centrosome. The coding region runs from base 51 to 2543 and encodes 830 amino acids. The transcript has 14 exons. NCBI's taxonomy places the organism in Eukaryota, Metazoa, Chordata, Actinopteri, Mugiliformes, Mugilidae.